This is a messenger RNA of Geodia barretti, 360 nucleotides long. The record is from the annotation of a GenBank genome assembly. Lineage: Eukaryota; Metazoa; Porifera; Demospongiae; Tetractinellida; Geodiidae.
AUGAAAGAAGUAGUUGCAGUGAUCCGGCCCGAGAAGUGGCAGGAAACAAUCGAUGCGGCCCAGGCCAUGGGCCUGAACGCAUGCUCCCACAUCCGCGUCAUGGGCCGGGGCAAGCAGCGGGGGCUGCGCUAUAUGCGCCCAGUCAACGGAAGCGACGACGGUGUGAUGCACUUCCUUCCGAAACGGAUGCUGACAUGGCUGGUCCCCGACGAAGCGGCCGGAAGGUUGGUUCGUUCGAUCAUAACCGUGAAUAAGGCCGACAAUUUCGGCGACGGCAAGGUUUUCGUCUGCCCGGUGGAGGAGAUCAUCCUCUCCCCGGAGGAAUCCACGAUGCCAGAAACAGUAACUGCGGAGGUGUAA